Molecule: messenger RNA, 1928 nt
Organism: Ostrinia furnacalis (Asian corn borer)
Lineage: Eukaryota; Metazoa; Arthropoda; Insecta; Lepidoptera; Crambidae
Product: fibroin heavy chain
Exons: 3
Coding region: 816-1760 (314 amino acids)
Source: RefSeq, a predicted model, not a curated record
CUUAGUAGCCCAUAAUGAAGACACUUUUCGAUGGUUCUUGAUUGUGGCAUUACUUGCGUUGGCAUUAAUCAACACAAAUUGAUAGCAAUUUGUAAAAUCGAUUACCCAAUAGGUGAAUACCAAUGACACGCAAUGUGCAACUAAGUCGAGUUUUCGCUCUAUAAUUUUUUGUUCCCGACGGUACGUAACGUGGAGUCGUUUGACAUGCAGUUUUUGGGCAAAGAAGCGGUCAAGUAGGCCGACGCACCGAGCGUGGACGCGAUUUAUUAAGCGCCAGCAAUACGAGUUACCGUCUGACAGCUCUCUUGUAACAUGCAAAUCGGUUGCGUUCGCAAAGGAACCUAUUAUGCAGAUUACCGAUUAAAGAAUCGAUUUGUACCGCUCGCUGGAGCGCUUCCUGUCAUCACAAUUGAACCUUCAAUUACAGGCGGAUAUGAGCAUACGUAAUAAGGGCCUUACGGAAACUUCGCCCGUUCUUGAAUCAGCUUCCACUGGUCCGGGCUGCAAUGGACAACGAGCGCUGAUUUCUCGCGACCGCAGCCGCAAGGGAUGUGCGCGCAUCCGACAUGGUCUGAUAUCUCUUGCAAGCGUUUGUUCGAUUGCAACCCGCGCUUGCCGACGAUUAGUUUUUACUGGACAACCUAAUGAUAUUCAAAUAGGGCGGCAUCGGCCGGCUGUUUAGCAUUGUUAAUGUGAUGUUAAUAAUUUUCGUGGGGGUAUAAAAGUGCAAGCAUUUUUGUGUAAUGGAACAUAAUUGCAACGCACUGCGUGAUUUAGUGUCGUAUUGCAGCGAGCAUUAAAACAUAAAUUUAGCUAUGUCUCGACUUACGAUCUUAUUUGUCAUCGCAGUAGCGUAUGAGGUAGUUGGAGAAGGAGUUGCAAAGGAAAAGGCCGCAGACUCUCAACCAGAACAAUCUGGAUACUAUGGCACCGCUCUAGGCGCCGGCCACGGAAUUGGCCUCGCUGGGGCAGCCAUCGCUGGCGGUGCCGGCCUCAUCGCUGGCGGUCCUGGUAUCAUCGCCGCCGGCCCCGCCGUCAUUGCCGGUCCUGGUCUCGUCGCCGGUCCCGGUCUCGUCGCCGGUCCCGCUCUCGUCGCCGGCCCCGCCAUCGGAAGCGGAGCCGCCCUCAACAACGCCGGCUCCGUCGGUGCCGCCCAGCUUAGUGCCAUCCAGAACGCCCAGGCCGUCCAAGCCGCUCAGAUCGCCAACUCCGCCGCCGCCGCCAUCCAGGGUGCCCGUGUGACCGAGGCCGCCGCGAGGGCCGGACAGGCUAACGCCAUCACCAACGCCCAGGCUCUCGACGCCGCCCGCGUCGCCAACAUCCAGAGAGCUCAGGCCGCGGCCUGGGAGAACGCGAGGGCCAUCGAAGCCGCGAGACGCGCCGCCGCCGCCAGCGCCGCCGAGGUCGCCCGCGCCGUGGAGGCCGAGCGCCUGGCGCACGCCGCCCGAGUGCAGGCCGUCGCCAUCGCCAACACCCGCGCUGUUGAGGCCUCCCGCAUCGCCAACGCCGCGAGAGCGCAGGCCGCUGCUGUCGCAUCCAGCGCCGCCCAGGCUCAGGCUGUGGCUGACUCCGUCGCCAGGACCGCGCACGACGCCGGCGGCCUGCUGCUCGGCGGCGGCCCCGGCCUAGUCGCGGUCGGCGGCCCCGGCCUGGUCACCGUCGGCGGCCUCGGCGGCAUCGCCGGCGUCGGCCUGGGUUACGGCGCCGGAGUCGGCUACGGACACGGCUACGGCUACGGCAUCGGCAUCGGCAAACACUAAACGACAAAUUAUUUAUACCGACUCCAGUGAACUCUCCAUAGUCAAUACAACCAAAAUUCUACAUCCAUUUCGUUCUUUACACAGAAAUGGUUAGCGGCAUUCAGUAGAUUUGGUCAGGUGAUGUAAAUAUUAUUUUCCAAAAUUACGAUAGUCUAUGUCUUGUUAUAA